Cutaneotrichosporon cavernicola is the source of this 1992-nucleotide messenger RNA. RefSeq lists its product as uncharacterized. Gene Ontology annotation, biological process: protein folding. The transcript is spliced from 3 exons. The coding region runs from base 1 to 1992 and encodes 663 amino acids. Gene Ontology annotation, cellular component: mitochondrion; cytoplasm. The record is from RefSeq and is a predicted model, not a curated record. NCBI's taxonomy places the organism in Eukaryota, Fungi, Basidiomycota, Tremellomycetes, Trichosporonales, Trichosporonaceae. Gene Ontology annotation, molecular function: ATP-dependent protein folding chaperone; ATP binding.
AUGUACGGUAUCACCCGCUCCAUCCGCUCGACCCCCUUCUCGGCCGCCCGCGCCGCCACCCGCGCCUCGCCCUUCGUUGGUUCGAAGCGCUACAACUCCAAGAUCUCCGGCCCCGUUGUCGGCAUUGACCUUGGCACCACCAACUCGUGUGUGUCCAUCUUCGAGGCUGGCCAGGCCAAGGUCCUCGAGAACGCGGAGGGUGCCCGCACCACCCCUUCGUUCGUCGCCUUCACCAAGGAUGGCGAGCGCCUCGUCGGCCAGCCCGCGCGGCGACAGGCUGUCGUCAACGCCGAGAACACCAUCUUUGCGUCCAAGCGUCUGAUUGGCCGCAAGUUCUCGGACGCUGAGGUUCAGCGUGACAUCAAGCAGGUGCCCUACAAGAUUGUUGCGCACUCGAACGGUGACGCCUGGGUUGAGGCCCGUGGCGAGAAGUACUCGCCCGCCCAGAUUGGUGCCUUUGUUGUCGGCAAGAUGAGGGAUACUGCUGCUGCCUACCUCGGCAAGCCCGUCAAGCACGCCGUCAUCACCGUCCCCGCCUACUUCAACGACUCGCAGCGUCAGGCCACCAAGGACGCCGGCCAGAUUGCCGGUCUCGACGUCCUCCGUGUCAUCAACGAGCCCACGGCCGCCGCCCUCGCCUACGGCCUCGACAAAUCGGAGACUGCCACCAUUGCCGUCUACGACCUUGGAGGUGGUACUUUCGACAUUUCCAUCCUCGAGAUGCAGAAGGGCGUCUUCGAGGUUAAGUCGACCAACGGUGACACCCACCUCGGUGGUGAGGACUUUGACAUUGCUCUCGUCAACUACAUCCUCGAGGAGGCCAAGAAGACCGAGGGCAUUGACGUCUCGGGCGACCGCAUGGCCAUCCAGCGUAUCCGUGAGGCCGCUGAGCGCGCCAAGAUUGAGCUUUCGUCGACCUCGUCGACCGACAUCUCGCUCCCUUACGUCACCGCCACUGCCGAGGGCCCUAAGCACAUCAACCUCACCCUCACCCGUGCCAAGCUCGAGGCGAUCGUGAAGCCCCUCAUCGACCGCACCGAGGAGCCUUGCAAGAAGGCUCUCCGUGACGCCGGCAUCAAGCCCGCCGAGCUCAACGACGUCCUCCUCGUUGGUGGAAUGACCCGUAUGCCCAAGGUCGUCGAGACCGCCAAGGCCCUCUUCGGCCGUGAGCCCUCCAAGGGUGUCAACCCCGACGAGGCCGUCGCCAUGGGCGCCGCCAUCCAGGCUGGUGUCCUUGCCGGCAACGUCACCGACAUUCUCCUCCUCGACGUCACCCCCCUCUCGCUCGGUAUCGAGACUCUCGGCGGUGUCUUCACCCGUCUCAUCAACCGCAACACUACCAUCCCCACCAAGAAGUCUCAGACCUUCUCGACCGCCGCCGACGGCCAGACCGCCAUCGAGGUCAAGGUCUACCAGGGCGAGCGUGAGCUUGUCCGUGACAACAAGCUCCUCGGCAACUUCCAGCUUACUGGCCUUCCCCCUGCCCCCAAGGGUGUCCCCCAGAUCCAGAUCACCUUCGACAUUGACGCCGACGGUAUCGUCAACGUCUCGGCGGUGGACAAGGCCACCAACCGCGAGCAGAGCAUGACCAUUGCCUCGUCGUCGGGUCUCUCGGACUCGGAGAUCGAGAACAUGGUUGCUGACGCCGAGCGCUACGCCGAGACCGACAAGCAGCGCCGCGCUGUCAUCGAGGAGGCCAACCGUGGCGAGUCGUUCGUUACCGACACCGAGAAGUCGAUGGGCGAGUUUGAGGCCCAGCUCGACAACGAGGAGCGCGAGAAGGUCAAGAAGCUCCUUGCCGAGCUCCGCGAGAUCUCCGCCAAGGGCGCUGCCGGCGACGCUUCGGUCAAGGCCGAGGACAUCAAGGCCGCCAUCGACGCUGCCCAGCAGGCUUCGCUCGGCCUUUUCCAGAAGGUCUACGAGAAGCGCAAGGCUGAGGGUGGUGCCCAGGAGGGCGAGCCCUCGUCGACCGAGGGCGAGAAGAAGGACUAA